Messenger RNA from Amphimedon queenslandica, 15047 nucleotides. Its product is annotated as sacsin-like. The transcript is spliced from 13 exons. The record is from RefSeq and is a predicted model, not a curated record. Gene Ontology annotation, molecular function: protein binding. NCBI's taxonomy places the organism in Eukaryota, Metazoa, Porifera, Demospongiae, Haplosclerida, Niphatidae. The coding region runs from base 55 to 14997 and encodes 4980 amino acids. Gene Ontology annotation, biological process: signal transduction.
UGAUCGAGCUAGACUGAUUGCUACUUGCUAGCUGUCUGAGCCUAGAGGCUAGAGAUGACUUCAGAGCGAGCUUCAGAGCUAAGUAUGGAGCUUCCCUUGCAUGGCCUCCUUGACAUUGAAGACUUGGAUUAUGUUUUGGGGCUUUUGAAGCAAUGUCCCUUUUCCUUUGGCAACUGGAAAGGGUUUGGAUCAGCUUUAGGACUAGACGAAGUGACAUUGACUGACAUUCAGUCCAGGAAUAAUUCAAGUGAUUGUAAUAUGAAAGAAUGUUUGUCAAAAUGGCUUAAGAAAGCAGACUAUGUUAAGCAUAAGGGAGUACCUACUCUAGGAAGACUUUCAGAUGCUUUAGAAGAGAUCGAUGAGAAUUCAGCUGCUGAUUAUAUCAGAAGAAAUGGGAGUUCAUAUGUUGAUGAUUUGCUUGGUGAAAGUUUUGGUCAGAAAAGACCUCCAUUGUACGAGAUGAUUAGGAAUAUUCUUCGAGAAUACCCAAGUGGACAAAUAUUCAAAGAAAUCAUUCAAAAUGCUGAUGAUGCUAGAGCCACGGAAGUCAAAUUCUAUUUGGAUUGUCGUGUCCUACAGACCCUCCCGCCUUCACUUAUAUCAUCUGCUAGUGAUGCUAAGCACCAGCUUCUGUUAAAGGAGUUUAAAGGACCUGCUCUCCUUUCAUAUAACAAUGCUCCUUUCAGAGAAGAAGACUGGAAAAGCAUACAGAGUCUUCAGCAGAGUGGAAAGGCCAAGAAUCCACACAAAGUUGGAAAGUUUGGAAUUGGAUUUAAUUCUGUGUAUCAUAUUACAGACUUACCAGUUAUCCUCAGUCAAAAUUAUUGUGGAUUCCUAGAGCCACAGGAAAGGGUAUGGAAAGGAGAAUCAGGUAAAGGCUUCUUCCUAAAAAGUUUAAAAAAUAAUUGUCAAGAAGCACUGGAACCUUUUGAUGGCAUUUGUGGAUUUUCAAAGCAUAAUCCAAGCUAUCAGGAUAAGACCUUGUUCAGGUUUCCAUUGCGUAACAAAGAAUCUAAUCUUUCCAGUGAUGUGUACACCAUUGAUAAGCUUCACAGCCUGCUUCACACAUUACAGGAAGAAGCCCAGUAUUUAUUAGUUUUCCUAAGAUCAGUUUGUUCAAUUGAAAUAUGUAAAAUCACAGAGAGCAAUGAUACAGUAUCAUUGUUUAAAGUCAGUGUGAGUCAAAAAGAUUUUCAGUCACGAUUAUCUCAACAGCGAAAAUUAUUGAGUGAUGUUGAAUCAACAUUUAUUGGUGAUUCGAAAUAUUGCAUACGUGACAUUAUUAUUGAUGCAUCAUGUUUUAAUGUUGAGAAAGUUGAUGCUAGCGUUGUGAGCAAUUACAAUUGGCUGGUUGUUGAUCAAAUUGGUAGUGAUGAUAAUGAUGUAAUGCAAUUAGCAGAGAAGCAGCAUAUCCUUCCAUGGGUUGGUGCAGCUAUCAAUUUAGAGGAUCCUAUUAGAAAUGGUCGUAUUUUUUGUAUUUUGCCUUUGCCUGUGGAAAAUCAGGCUCCAUUUCAUGUUCAUGUUAAUGGAACUUUUGCUAUUAGCAGUAACCGUCGCUCUCUGAAAUGGGAAGCACAAGAAAGAAAAGGAGAUGAAGAGGGAACAUGGAACAAGUUAUUAGUGGAGAAAUGUCUUCCUUCAUGUUACUUUAGGUUGGUUUCUGAGCUGAUGGAGUUGCUGGUUGAUCCGAGCACAGUAUACAGUUGUUGGCCUGACAUCGAAAGAGUAAAUGGUACCCCAUGGUCUGGCAUAUUGGAUCCAUUUUACCAGUUACUAGUAAGCAAUAGUAAGGCUGUGAAUACUUUUGGAGGGAGAUGGAUUAGUGUUAGACAUGCAGUUCUAAUAAUUGAUAAAGUACCUGCAUCAGUCAAAUAUGCUAUGAUUAAAUGCAAUGCUAACUUAGUUGAAAUCAAUGAUAGUAAUUAUGAAGCAUUAAAGCAGUAUGGCAGUCUCAAGACAUUGCAGCCAUCUGUAGUUAGGUCAUACUUAAAGAGUAAUAUACAUUCGUACUGCAAUGCGCCAAGAAAUGAAAAAUUUGAAAUUUUAAAGUAUAUUUUGCAAGAUAAUGCAUUUCAUGAUAUAAUUGGUCUUCAGUUGCUGCCAUUAGCUGAUAAUUCUUUUCAGGUGUUUCAAAACAAAUCGCGUUAUGUUGAUGAUAUUUUUGUCAGCAGUUCAUCAUGUCCUAGCAGUCUUUUGCCUGGUUUAGAGAGCCAAUUAGUGAGUGUGUACAAUGAAGACAGUACAUUACAUUCACUACUUUGUUCAGUUGUAAAAAGCGGUUGCACACAGCUUGUAUUGUUAGAUACUGAACAAGUUGCUGAUUUGCUAUCAAAAUGCAACACAAGCCAUUGGUCACAUGAUCAAAUGUCAAAAUUUUGGCAAUGGCUUAACAGUGAGCAAUUGACACAUUUUCAAUCAAAACCUAUAGUACCAGUUAAGUGUCAUACUGGUGGCCCUAGUGUCACUGCACUUGCUAAACAAAAUGGAGUUGUAUAUAUAUCUCAAUAUACUGAUGUACCACUGGCACUUUUAUCAGGCUUAGAAAAAUGUGGCAUCAGAUUUGCUCAUGCACAUGAAUUUUCGCACUUAAAACACAAACAACUCUCUCAGUAUUUGUAUCAGUUUGAGAAUGAUCAAGUACUUGAUGCCAUUCAGUUAUCAAAUUUUGAUUGUGUCAGCCUUUCUAGCUCUGAAGCUGUAGCUCUGCAGCAGUUUUUGUCAAGCUUUGAACUUAAUGACAAUAGAGUAGCUACACUUUGUAAGAUCCCACUUUUCAAAGCACUUCAGCAUAAUGAAUCCUCUCGAGUUUCCAUUAAUGCUAUUAGGACUUCAUAUUGCGAUAAUAAAGCUAUAGCAAUGAGUGGUACUUACAGUUUUAGAACAGAUUUACUUACAAGAAUACCACUAAUCAUUGAUGUGACUGAAAAUGUCUUGAGUCUUAUACAACAUUUGACUGCUCAUAUUUAUCUCAUACAAGAAAUUGAGUACCUCCAGAAGAUAGCAUUUCAACAAAUUUGCAACAGGCAGUUUGACAACAGCAGUAUAGUUCCUUUUAUGAUAAGUGUUCUUGACAAUUUCUAUACUCCUCAGUAUAGACAAGCAGCUAAACAACUUACCUCUGCCAUGAGUAGCUUACCUUUUGUUCCAAUCUUAAACUCACCAGCACUUGAAACUCCUCAAGAUCUAUUUGAUCCAGAAAUUGAAAUUUUACGUCAACUUUACAAUGGUGAGAGAAAGUUUCCUGCUUCAAGUUUUCACUGUUAUCUUCCAAUUCUGAGACAGUGUGGUUUGAAGUCAUCUGUCAAUGCUGAUGAAAUUUUCGAAAUUGUAUCAUCUCUUCGAUCAAGAGCAUCUAAUAAUUCAACUAGCUGCAAUGUUGGUGAAAUCAAGUACUUAAGAAUUGUCUCUGUACUGAAAUACUUAUUUGAUAAUCCUCAUCUUUUCUACACAAUUGUAAAAUAUCAUAAUAAUUUGCUUAAUGUUUUGCAUGAUGAAACUAGCCAAUAUUGCUGGCUACCAGUAGCUAGUAAUCCUCCAAGCAAUUAUCCUUCAAAUCUAAUGUGGAAGGGAUCUCAACAUAGCACAAGCUUAGUCUCAAAUGAUUUUAAUCCUUUAGUGGUUCAAACACAAGAGCUUGCUUCUUCAGAUCUACCACUUAUAGCUGGCUCACAAGCUCUAUUUGUUGAAAAUGUUCCCUGUCAACUUGCACAAGGUCUUGGUAGUCAACCCAGCGAUCUGGUAUCUGCUGUCAUAGCUCACUUUCAUGAAAUAAUUUCACUCGAAAAUGAAAUACCAACAGAUAUGUUACAUUUGAUUGCAUUUCAAACGUAUUCGUACUUAUUGCAAAACAUAAGUUAUUGUGAUUCACAAAUGUUUUCGGGGAAAUGGAUAUGGUCAGAAGCACUCUCAGCAUUUAUUGCCUCAACCCAAGUGGCUGUAUCAGCAAAUCCAUCAUUUAGGUCAAAUCUUGCUCCAUUCAUAUUUGUGCUACCUGCAAGCUUGCAAAAGUUUUCUGAACUUUUCAUUCAAUGUGGUGUUCCAGUUAGCAUUACAUCAAAACAGAUUGUAUCAGUUCUUCAUUCAGUAAGGGACCAGGCAUGUGGAAAACUCAGUGCUGAUGAUGCCUGGUUAAUAGUCAAAUCUAUAUUAGAUUGGAUAGUUGAAGACUCCAAUAGAAUGAGUGUAGGUGAUAUUCUAGUGCCAGUAGAUAGUGACUCGAACUAUCCUCAGCUUUUACCUAUAAAUGAAGUAGUUUAUACUGAUAAUGAGAUUUUUUGCGAUAUUGCUAAUGAUUCAGAUCAAGAUUAUAGUUUAAUACAUUGUAAGAUAUCUCAUUUGUCUUCUAAGUUAGGACUAACUCCACUUAGUGAUCAUCUUGGUAUUACUGAGGAUGUCUUUGAUGAUACUGGUCAACAUGAAUCGUUAACAACACGACUCAGAAAUAUAUUAAAAGAUUAUAAAGAUGGUCUCACAAUUAUAAAAGAGAUGAUUCAAAAUGCUGAUGAUGCUGGAGCAACUGAACUCAAUAUAUUAUAUGACAAGCGCACACACUCAAAAGAAAAAUUAAUCAUUAAAGGAAUGGCAGACAGUCAUGGUCCAGCUCUGAUAGUACAUAACAACCGUGCUUUUAGUAAAGAUGACUUUGUGAACAUCACUAAAUUGGCUGGUGCUACAAAAGCUGAUAAACCACUCAAAAUUGGUAAAUUUGGCAUUGGAUUUUGUUCAGUGUAUCACAUCACUGAUGUACCUUCCUUUGUUAGUGGUGAGUGGUUGUAUAUAUUUGAUCCAACACUAAAAUAUCUUAAAGGUGCAGUAUGUAAUGAUAGUAGCCCAGGUAAAAAAAUGGAGUAUCGUUCAAAAUUUUUAGCCCGUUCUGACCAAUUAGCUCCUUAUCAUGGUUUAUUUGGGUUUGAUUCGUCAUUGAAGUACAAUGGUACAAUUUUUAGGUUGCCCUUUAGAACAAAUCCUAGUCAAAUAAGCUCAACACUUUAUAGUGAUGAGCUUGUACAGCAAAUUAAGGAUGAUUUACAAGAUAAUGCAUCUAAAUUAUUACUUUUUCUUCAAAAUGUUAAGUCUAUUACAUUUAGUACAGUACAAGAAAAUGGUGAAUCUUUAUGUGAAAUAUCUAUUAAGUGUAAUGCAAUUGAGAGUUAUGGGAUUGAAAAAAGAGUCAUUACUGUAACUUCCCUCAAAUGUAAGGAAAAAAUAGAACACUGGCUAAUGUCUUCUGUAAAAGAAAAUUUGGAAGGUGAAUUGGCCGUGGCCUCAGUAGCAUGUGAACUCCUUAACACUGAUAAUGUUUAUCAGUGCCAGAGCAUUAAAGGCAAUGUCUUCUGUUUUCUUCCACUUGCUGUCUCUAGUACUGGUCUACCAGUGCAUGUUAGUGCUAACUUUGCUGUUAUGAGCAAUAGGAGUGGUAUAUUGACUUUUGAGUCAGUUAAAGAGUCUUCAUAUUCAAAAAAACAUUGGAACAAACAAUUGAUGACUACUGUUAUACCUAAGACAUACGUCCUUCUUUUGAAGAAAUUAUUUGAAAUGCAUGAUUUAAAUGAGUUAGCAUCAUAUGACUUUUUUGCUUUGUGGCCACUAGCUACGUGCCUAAAAGCAAAAAAUCCAUGGGAGAGUUUAUUACCAGACCUGUUUUAUUUAAUAUCUCAAGAAAAACUCUUCUAUUCUUCUUGUACUGGAGAAUGGUUAACACUUUCUCAAUCUCAAUUUUUUCCUUUGUCAUUGUUUCAAGUAUCUAGGGAAAAUGAUCCGUAUCUUUUUGAUGAAGUUGCUUUUAUGCUAAAGCUGCCUGUUGUAGCUCUACCUAAGCUUCAUUUAGAACAACUACAAAAUAUAAUAAAAAUCAAUACAAUAAUCACUGAAGAAAGUUUUCUGCAAUUGUUUUUAAAUAAUAUUGAGUUGUUUAACAAAGAAAAUUUUAGUAUUCGUAAUAAUAUUCUUUUUAUUAUGCUAUCUGCCUUCGGCACUGGAAAGUAUGAAUGGCUAAAACCUUUACUUGAGAACAUUCAAUGCAUCCCUGUUUCCCCUGAUGGGUUGCAACUCAAACAAGCUCGUCAGCUUGUUGAUCCUUUGUCAUUUUGCAGCAUGUUUGAUCCUGAAAAUGGAAUGUUCCCGCUGAAUAGUUUUUACAAAAAUCAUUUGGUACAUAUAGCAAUAGUAACGCUUGGCUUAAUGGAAAGAGAUAUCUCUUGGGAUGCUAUUAUUUGCAGUGCACAGACCAUCAAAGAUCUUUAUAGUAGGGAAAAAAGCAAAGCACUUCUCAGAGUUAAGGACAUAAUUAAGUAUUUUAAAACAACUAGGUGUCCUGUAGAGCUCAGAGAAAUUCCUUUUUUACCAGUUUUAGAAAAGCCAGAGACAUAUAUACUGCCAUGGAAAGGAGACAGUUGUACAGUUUUGCCCCCAUCAGCAGUUAUAGCAACGACUGGUGAGGAUAAUAUGUGGAAGAUUAGUUUUAUUGUUGGUUCUCAGAAACCUAUUGUUAAUAUUCAAUCCAUAAAUAAAAAUGGAUGUGAUCUGAUACCUUUUCAUAGCUUAGAGUUAUUGAAAAUUUCUACUUUGCCUUCACUUAAUGAUGUACUAAGCCAUUUUCAAUCAUUAAUUGACUUGAUGUCUGAAAAAAAUUCUCAAGAAUUCCUUAAAAUGAAAAAUGUUUUUUCUCAUAUCGAAACAAUUUGUCGAUCAGUAUAUGAAUUCCUUGAAAUUGAGUUAACAAACACAUCACACAUUAUUGCAGGGGAUAUUGACAUGCCACCAACAGCAACUGAAGAAAUAUUACAUUCCUAUCAAGAUAAACCAUUUGUAUGGACAGGUAGUGAGUUUGUUGCACCUAGUAAUGUUGCACAAAAUUGGAAGACAAAUGGCCCUUACCUUUACAGGCUCCCAUCCAUGAUAUCAGAAAGAAAAAGAUUACAAAAAGCACUUGCUAUUUAUAGUGAUUUUGAUAUCAAUAAACUCCUAAAUACAUUAGGUCAAAUGUAUACUCAAUUUAAGCAAGAACCAUUACCAUCAAACUAUCAUGAAUUUAUAAAUACUCUAAUUUUAGAAUUGAAUGAAGCAAAAGGAAAAUUUGAUGAUAGGAUUGACAUAGUUCUUGUUGAUCACAAUUAUAUCUUACGUCCAAGUAAUGAUCUCUAUUAUAAUGAUGUAUCUUGGAUAUCAGCAGUAGAUGAUCACCUUUACCUAAUGCACAAAAACUUAACAACCUCUAAAGCAGAAUCUUUUGGUAUAAAACCUGUGCGUAGCAAUUACUUGGAUCAGUUUGAUAAUACUUUAGCUUUUGCUGGGCAAGAGUUUGGUCAAAAAGAAGUACUAACUGACAGACUUAAAAACAUUCUUCGAGACUAUCCCUUUGGUAUCACUUUUUUAAAAGAACUACUACAAAAUGCUGAUGAUGCAAAGGCUAGUCAAAUGAGAGUAAUUCUAGACAAAAGACAACAUGGAAAGGAAAGAGUACUUUCGGAAAAAUGGGGAAAAGAACUACAAGGACCUGCUCUUCUGGUAUGGAAUGAUAAAGAUUUUAGUGAUAAAGAUUUAGAAGGUAUUCAGAAAUUAGGUCUUGGUUCUAAACAAGAUGAUGAUGAAUCAAUUGGUCAGUUUGGUAUUGGUUUUAAUGUAGUAUAUCAUGUGACUGAUUGCCCUACUUUCAUAACAAGAGGAGACACACUUUGUGUAUUUGAUCCUCUUUGCAAAUAUGUAUCUGGAGCUAAGGCAACUAGACCUGGUAGACAGUACAGUACUAAUGAUAAAUUUUGGAAUGAUAUGUCUGAUUUACACUCAUGCUUUCUACAAGAUGACAUUCUAAAUGAGCUACAUGGUCUAGACAAAGGUGUACUAUUUAGAUUACCACUUCGUACAAAAAAGCAAAUAAUGGAAUCAGAUUUAAUUGAUGAUAAAGUAAAAACUAAACAACUGACUGCUGAUACAAUGGAGUCAUAUUUAAAUGAAUGGGUUGCUAAAAUUAAGCAUUCUCUUCUUUUUCUAAAUAAUGUGGUUAGUUUUGAAUAUUUUAUCAUUGAUGAUUCUAACUCAGUCAGCUGUAAGCAAAGCUUUGCUAUUCAUUUGUCUGAAGACAGUAACCACAAGCGAGUCAGUUUCAAAAAUAAUUUGUCUAAUUUCAGAGACUCUAAGAAACCAGAUCUUGUCAUGUAUUCAUUGAUACUGGAAUCAUUCCAUCAUGAAGCUUCAACAGAAGAAGAGUGGUUAAUACAGCAAGGAGUUGGAGACAUGAAAGAUUCUUCUAGACACUGGAACUAUUUAAAAAAAAUUAUACCAAGACAUGGCAUUGCUGCUACAUUAGAAAGACAUAAUGAUUUUAAGGGACAGGUGUUCUGUUUCCUUCCCCUUCCAGGGUACACAAACCUUCCUGUGCAUAUAAAUGGCCAGUUUAUUCUAAGCAGCGAUAGACAUUCUCUUUGGGUAAGUGAAUCUGAAGAACCAGAUGAUAAAACAAAAUGGAAUAGCAGUCUUUUGCAAUCUAUAUUUUCGUCAUAUGCUCAAUUUUUGGAACAAGUAAAGCCAUAUUUUACUGCAAGUCAAGGUUAUGAAAAUAUUGCAAGUUUUUAUGAUGCUGUAAAUUCAUAUUACAGCUUGUUUCCUUUUUGGGAUCCACCAUUUUAUUUUGACAAGAAAUUAGAAGUUUCAGUUAUUCAACCUCCUAAAAAAUCAGUAAAUGACUGGAAACAAAUUGGGCACAAUGUUUUAAAAUUACUUUGGUUUCAAAAUCCUAAAAUACUGACAUCACUAAGAAAAGAGACUCGUAUGUGCUAUGUUGAUUGGCAUGUCCUGCAUAAUGACAAAGAGCCAUUUAAACAAGCGUACUUUAUAACAUAUAGAUCUAGCAUAAUUCGGGAAAUAUUAUUGAAACUUGGAAUGUUUUUGACAUGUGCACCACAUGUACUUUUUAAGCACUUACAAGCAAUUUUAUUGGAGGAAGAUGAUAGUGAAAAUGAAAAUCCAGCUAUUGUUACUAAUGAAUCAGUUUUUCGGUUUUAUAGAAAUUUUCACUCCCAAAUAAUCUCAAAAUGCCCUUGUUCAAUUCAAGACACUCCAUUUGAGUCAGUCAAAAAUUUUAUUAAGUUUUUUAAUUAUAUGCUGCAAAAGUAUGACAAGGGUGAUGAAAUUGAAUACAAGUUUCCUGACUCUCCAGUCAAUAUUCCACUUCUUUUAACUGCUGAUGAUCAAUUACGAGUAUUUAGUGAUUCACCAAGGACAUUAGUUAGCAAAUUCACUCGACUUUUUCCAAAUAGCCAGUCUCAAUUUUUACAUGAAUCUCUAAUCAGUUUAUGUCCAAAAAUUAGUCCUUCUUAUUUUUUAGCUCCCAAAAAAGUUACUUUCACCUUUGUUGAUGAUUUACUGAAGGAAAACGUUUCUUUAGAGCUUUCAAGUUUUGAAGUUGAUAAUUCAAAUUCAUGUGUUAUUGGCCUUGCUACAUUAUGGUUAGAUGAAAUAAUACUCACACAAGAGGAACUUAUAAGUUUGUGGCAAUGUCUUAGCACUGAUGAUACUUUUAAACUCCAUCAAGCUGAUGUUGUCAGCAAAUGGGCUUUAAUACCUUCAAUAUCAGGCAUAUAUUUCAAUGCAUCAUCACCAAUACGUCCAAUUAUAAAACCACUUGCUAAAGACAUAUCAUCAUGUGAUGUAGAGUUUUGUGACAUGCUGUGCUCAUUUGAUGUUCCAUUUUUUGAUACAGAAAUAGCAUUACCUUCAGAUGUUGAAAAAUACUGCUUUCAACUAACAGAUGCUGACAAAGUUCUCUGUAUGUUGUAUCAUAUUCAUGAACAGAAAAAUAUUUUUAACCUUCUUAAGAGCUCAUUUCCUAAAUUUCAGCUCUUGUUAAAAUAUCUGGGACAAAUAAAUUUUAGAAAUAAUUCAGAAAGUUUAAAUUACAUGAAGUCCUUGCCAGUAUUUGAGUCGAUACAAGGUGAUCUUAUUUGUAUUUCUGGUAAAGAUGUGUAUACUGUAUCUGUAUCACAUGAUUAUGAGGUAUGUCAGGCUGGUUAUAGUAAAUGGGCUACAGAUGCAAAUAUUAUAUUUCUUAACCCAUCAGGAUUAUGGAGUAGUUUUUGUGACAUGAAAGUAUUUGGAAUUGAAAGUGUUGAUAAAGAGAGUGUUUUUAUUCGCUUUAUUUUUCCUAAAUUUAGUAGGUUAAAUUAUCAAGAAAGGUUUGAGCAGUUGAGUCACAUAAAAGACAAUAAUUUUAUUAGUGAAAGGGACAGUAUUAUACAUGUACCUUCCAAGUUUUACUCUGAGUUAUGUAAAUUACCAUGCAUUGAGGGAAAAGAUGGGAAACUUCAACCAGUCUCUUACUUUAAGGACCACACUAUUCCUCUUUUUAAUGCAUUUGAGGAUCAUUUUACAUUUGUUCCCUCAGACUAUCAAAAAGAAACAUGGUUAUGGUUUCUUCACACACUAGGCUUACAAGAUACACUAGAUAAAGAGAGUUUUAAAAAUUGCUGUAAAUCACUUUCUAUCAAAAAUGCUUCAGAAUGGCUAAUGGCCUCUAAUAUGUUAGCUUCUUAUUUGUUCUCUAAGUCAGCAAUAGAAUGGCAUGAAGACUCAAGUUUCUUGGCAGAGAUUAGUAGCAUUAGUUUCAUAAUAGUUGAACCUCUUGACAAUUUUGAAUGGAUUAAGAUGCCACACAAAUCUACAGGAUUAACGUCUCUAAAUGAAGUAGUGUUGCAUAAUUAUGCUGAAUUAGUAUGGACAGUAAAGCCAGUUUUCAAGUUACCUACAGAAUACAUGGAAUCACAGGAAUAUAAACAGCAUUUUAUGGAGGCAUCAAUAUUUCCUGCAGAGAAUGAAUCAUAUUGUGAUAUGACACUAAAAAAACUUGGUGUUACUAUUAAACCUCAAGUAGAGGAUGUUUUUAGAAACUUGGCAUAUGUUUCAGAAACAUAUUUAUCUGACCCCAGUCUUUUUAGCAAAUAUGAUAUUAUUAUUACAUGUGAUCAAUGCUGUUUAUUGCAGUCUGUGAUUGUGAAGAGUUUUCGGUACCUUAUUGAAAACAGUGCAAAUCAAUUUUUAGAACAACUUGUCACUUUACCUUGCAUUCCAGUGUCAGCUAAUAAUUCAAGGAACGAUACUGUAUCUCGGCCAGUUCUUGUAAAGCCAAUACAAGUAGUAAGACAUAUAUCAAGCGAUCAUGACGCUAGGAAUUUUUUCCCUUAUAUUAUUUCAUUACCUUCUUUUAUGGAAGAAUUUGGUAACAACCUGUUUCUUAUUGGUAUAUCUGAGAGCAUCUCACUUAAAGCACUACAACAAUUUUUGGAGCAGUUAAAGGACAGAAAACUGAACACAAAUGAAUCCAUAAAAGUCAGAGAGGCAUUAGUAAAACUUUAUAAACUGUGUAAGGACGAUUCUAGAGAUGAAGAUAUUAUUACCAAAGAGCUUUCACCUUUAUAUUUGCCUAAUGAUGAAGGCUACAUGAAACUAUCAACAGAGCUGUUAUUUAUAGAUUUAAAACGUUAUUUUGAUAGCCAUUUAAAUUUUGCAGGAUCUUCUUACUCUUUGUUUCAGUUGCCUGCAGUGCCUCAAAGCUCUCAAAGUAAAAGCAUAUCUGAAAGAAAAAUAUGCCUUGCAUUACCAGAAGAAGUUAGACCACAGGGUUUAUCCCUUGUAUGUCAGGAAGAGUUACUCCUUAAAUCAGAUCAAACUAGUAAAUUUCCAGAUCUUAUGGAUCAUUUUCAAAAUUUGAAAUCUCUUGUUCCAUCCUUGCAAUUAGUACUUCCAAAGGCAAUAUUAGCUCAUUUAAAAAUUAUUGAUAGCCCUACAGUAGAUGAUACCGAAAUUGAUACAGAAAUUGAUAAAUUUAUUUUGACACUUGCCAAUAAAUUUUUUUCUGAUGUAAAAGUAGUUGUCAUAGAAGACCUUGGUUGUUACAUAAAGUUAUUGGCUGAUGAAAUGCUAAUUGGUACCAUUAAUGUACCAUUCUUAUUUCAAGACUCUACUCUCUAUGUGGACAGUAAUGCUAAACCUGGCAGUAAGCCUUUUUGUAAAGAUAUGGCUUCUAUUAUGUGUGUAGAAAUAGCUCGAAUGCAUCAAGUGAAAUUGACAAAAUAUUUAACAUUCUUACGCCCGAUUACUGAUUGCCUAACAGCACAAACCAAUGAUGACUUAAAUGAUAUUUUAGAGGAAUAUGAUGAUGAUGCAGACAUAAAUUUGAUCUCUGUGAAAAAAUUGGAUAGCAUUGUUCGUGGUAAAGAAAUAUCAAAAGAAAUUGUUCGAGAUUUAGAAAUGGAUAUUAAUCAUUUAUUUCACCCUGAAGAGUGGGUGGGGUUUGAAAUUAGUGAAGGGAAUUUUGUGUAUGCUACUAUAUUGUAUCUAAUCAUGCAAAACGAAGGCAAUGAAGAUAUUAUUUUUCAGAGAUACAAAAUUUGUGUCAGUGAUUUAAGUGAUGAAAAAAUUAGAGAUGUCUCUAUUGUAGACUUGUACAAAUUACCAUCUUUUAACAAAAAAACAUUAAAAUUAAAAUGCAAGGAGCUCAUACUAUCCAACGUAGAAAGUAAAGCAGCUGAAAUUAGUGGACACAUGAAAUUAGAAAAGCUAAAAAAAUUAAUAAGUAAUGAGCUUGAGAGGAUUUGGAUGAUCACAGAUCAGGAUGAUAAAAGAAAAGCAACAAAACGUAUGUAUCUAAAGUAUCAUCCUGACAGAGUUCUUGCUAGUGAAGCUGAUUUAUACGAAAAAGCCUUCCAAUUUUUAAAAGAGCAAAUAGAAGUUAAAGAGUCAGUAUCAAUUGAAAUUGAAGAAGAACAACCAUUGCAUUCCCGUAUGGCCAAAAGUUGCUUCAGUCAAUGGGAUAAAUUUGCACAAGAAACAUUUGGAAGCUCCGAUCACCAUAACCUGAAAACAUCUGAUUCACAUUCUAGUCAAAACUUUGAGUCAUCCACAAGACCUUUUAUUUUGCCACGCACUAAUUCUUCAGAAGCACAUAGGUGGUUAAAACAAGCAGAAACUGAUCUAUUAGCAAUGAGUAUUUUACGCCGGUACUUACCAGACAAAUUUUUGUGCUGUCAAGUUUUAUUUCUAGCUCAUGAAGCAUGUGAAAAAACAUUAAAGGCAGGAAUGUAUAAACUAUUUGGUUUGAAUCCUGACAGCCUUACAAAUCACUACCUUUACUCCCAUGCUAAUGCUAUAGCAUCAUCAAAGAAAUUUGCUGAACUGAGAGAGCUACCCCAGCUAGUACUUUCAAUGGAGAAAUAUUAUCUUGAUUCAAGAUAUCCUAACCGUCACUCUCUUCCCCUUGCACCUGUUGAUGUAUAUUCUUCCACUGAUGCUAUUCGUAUGGCUGAAAAUGCUGAAAGAGUGUAUGAUCUAGUGGUGAUGCUCUUUGAACCAAAACAACGACUAAAUGAAUCAAUGAUAUCAGAACAAAAAAGAAAAACAGAUGUAGCUAUUCAGUGUGAUCUCAUAUCUCAACCAGAUGAAGAGAAGCUGAGAAAAGAGUUACAAGAAAAAAUAGAGUUGCUUGAACAGCAGUUAAAAGUCAAGGAAUGUAAAGACAAAGCAGUUCAGGUUGAUUACCAUAUCCCUCUGACAGAGUGGCACCACAAGAGGAAGAAGCUUGAAAAUACUUGUAUUGCUGGAGAAAAAGAAUUUUUGCUCAAUAGUGAUAACUCUUCAUUUCUAAAAUGGGAAGAGUAUGGGUUAAGCCUCUUCAUACCUAAGGAAGCUGUACCUUCGAGUACUGUCAAAUUAACUGUCACAGCUAUUGUUGGAGGAAAUUUUGUUUUACCAGAAAAUACAGAGUUUGUUAGUGCUGUAUAUGCUAUUUCAGCUUCUCAGCCUCUUUCUGAACCAGUAAUGCUAAAAAUACAGCACUGUGUUUCUAUAGAAACAAGUGAUCAUAUUAAUUCCCUUAGCUUUGCUACUGCUUCUGAUAAUCAACCAUCACCUUACCAGUUUCAACAAAUCGAAGGAGGAAAUUUUUCUAUUGGUGAAAGGUAUGGUUGUAUUUCUGUCACAGAAUUUUCUCUGUGGUCAAUUAUCAUGAAACAUUUGAAGAGACUUGGUCGUACAAGCCAUAAUAGAGGACCUACACAUUCAGAAGAUCCACCAAUUUCUGCAAGUGCUAGGGAAGAGCCAGUUUUACCAUCUCAUUCGAAAAGUACUACAGAAUUUUCUUUGUCUAUGGAAAAUGAUGGAUCAACUGCACAAUUUGCAGCAGUAGAAAAUAAUUUGCCUGAAAAACUUUAUUUUGGUCAAGUAAUGUAUGAGACUCAAAAAGCAGGAAGAGAAUGGUUAAUGAGAUUUUUAUUAUGUAAAGAUCUUAAUGCACUUAUACAGUAUAUUCAUGAUACUUUAAAGAACAUCCGGCUUAAUAGCCAAAUAUCAUUUACUUUUGAUGAACCAAGCAAUGGAUUUAUUGAAUUGUCCUUUGAUGCUUGUGUGGACUUUCCAGGAUGGUCAGUCAGAGAGCAUCAAAGUCCUACAAAAGUCAGUCAAAAAAUUAUUGAUCAAUAUGGCAGCUUAUGCCCUCCUCGUUUUCCUGAAUGUUUAAUUACAAUUACACUUACGCCUGGUUCUGAUACAUUAUCAGAGUUAAAUUAUCCAGUUGAGUUGAAAGGAAUAAAAUCUGAUUUUCAAAAAAUUAAUAUUAUACUAACCAAGGCUGAUCAGUUUUCUGAAACACAUUCCCCUAAAUUUUCAGUAUCAUCAGAUUCUCAAAGCCAGUAUUUCAAAGAUGUACCAGGGGUAUUUAGAAAAUAUUUUGCUGAACUAUCUGAAGCUUUGGUACUGCCAAGCAAUUUGUCAGCUGUUGCAAUGCACUUGUACAGUGAAAAGCUCAUUUCCUUUGAAACUCUUACUGAAUGUUUAUACAGCAGUAAGACAAAUCAUGAGAAAAGUGCUUCUGUAAUGUUUGCAAUUAAAGCUACUAUUGACACGAAACCACAGUCAUUAAAAACUUUAACUGGCAUAUUGAAAAAAUGUGAACUUACUACUUUAGCAACUAAAAUAGAUUUUGAUUGUUCUCAGUGUGUUGAUAUGCAAUAGUGAUUGCUGUUUUUACUUUUGCAGUAGACUCUUAUAUAUUUUUUAAUAAU